This is a messenger RNA of Cryptotermes secundus, 7974 nucleotides long. RefSeq lists its product as uncharacterized. Lineage: Eukaryota; Metazoa; Arthropoda; Insecta; Blattodea; Kalotermitidae. The record is from RefSeq and is a predicted model, not a curated record. The transcript is spliced from 17 exons. Bases 278 to 7105 code for a protein of 2275 amino acids.
GUUUGGAAAUAUAAGUUUUUUAGAAGUUCUUCAGGAGUACCCUCAAGAUUUUUGAUGUAUUCUAUAACAAGCGUAGUACGCUAUGUACAUUUGCCGCCAGUAAUGCAUGGCAAACGUUAGUCAUACGCCCCUUUUCUUGAUGUCGAUAAUUUUGUGUGUAAGAUGUGACAAUUACACAUUAUUAUGUUGUGUUCACUGUCAUGCUCUCAUCAAGCUCUCCAGUUUUUACUUCCAUCAUAUAUCUCCUUCAAGAUUAAAUAUAAAUUUGUAGUUUUCAAUGAAGCAAAAUAAAGAGAAAGGCAGAAAAGUGUUCAUGCACAGUUCAUUGGCAUCAGAUAGUGGGCCUCGCCCAGUUGUCAAAGUUAAAAAACAUUUUGAAGCUGUGCUGGGAGGCAACUGUAAGAGGUCUCAGAAUGAUGCAUUCAAACAACCAGUUCUUGUUAAUAAGCUACCAAGCUUCGUUGCAAAUGAUUUAGAAGUGCAAGAAGAAUAUCAGCAGCAGCUUCCAAGUUAUAGACCACAGGACACCAAAAGGAAAUGGAAAACAACUGUGGUCCUGAAUUCUAGGCUAGACUUCAUGAACAAAACUAAAACCAAAUCAGGAUCAGUUAAUACUAAAACACCACCCACAACAUCAAAAAGCAAACAGAAUGUUAGAAAAGAAGACUGCAAAAGACAGAUGAAAUCCCACAUUGUGUCUACAAAUGCAACAUCAUCCGUGAUUGGUUCUUCAAGUGCUGUACAAGAAAACUUGAACUACUUUGUAGUUCAGCCAUCUGGUGCUCACCUGCAAUUUGGUGCAACCGAAGAUAAACGAUCUUGUCUCUCAGACACUUAUGGAAAUAAAGUUUCAUUUCCAGUCAGUAUGAAUUGUGUAACUUCUGAAAUAAAAUCAGACAUCACUCCGACUUGGACUUCUACAACAAUGUGCAGUCUGUUACAGAAACCAUAUGAAUACUCAUUGUAUACAAACAAUGCUUCCAUAGGUAAUAAGGGUGUUAAUUUAAGAUCAAGUGUCAAUGAAAAUUCUGAUAUUUCAGGACAUAAAUAUUUAUCCAUCAUUAGUAAGUCAGAAUUAUUUCCUGAGAUGAACAAAGUAAAAUCAUAUGAAGUCUCUAAAUAUAGAGAAACAGAUGUUAAGAAGCCAAAUGACAAGAAGACUGAAAAUCCUGGCAUGAUGCAACAUAUUUCAAAAGCAGAUAUAUUAGAAAGUGGAAGUUCACUGAAUGCUGAGGAACGAACAAAAAUGGUGAGAGAAAUUCAAUUAGAACUUGUCAAAUGGAGACAGAAACAGAGUAAUGCCCAGGCAUUUCAGCACAGUGGUAAGAUACAUGUACCAGUCCUAAGGGAAGGAGAAGUUGAUUCUGAGCAAUUGCAUCAGUAUAUAGCAGCGUCUGAUAAUCUCACAGCCAACACUUCCAAACCUGAUCUUCAUUGGAAGCAAGAACCAAUAACAAAUAUCAACGAUGGCAAUUCACUAGGAAGCCUAUAUCAUCAAUUUCCAUCAGUCACAGAAGAUCCUGACUCAACAAUGGAAAUUUCACCACCCCAGCAACAAUCGUCAGAGACCCGUCUCGCUGCCGCAAUGAGAGGCGGAGAUACAAAAUGGCCGUAUGUAGCGCGAACUGGAGGAAUGCGGAGUGACCUAAACAAGGAACAUGAAGGUUUUGACUGCAGUCAUGUAUCCCUUGGAGCUGUUCCUAAGAAUUCAGCAAAUGCAUUCAAGAGCUGUCCUUCAAAACCUGAGAAUGCAAAACCCUUCAAAGUUUCAGAUCGUCCAGAAAGCUUGGAUUCUACAAAUGCAAAUGAUUUCUCUUCAUUGGACCUUGGCAGAUCUAUGUUUGCCUCAGAAGAUCAUACACAGAUUCUCAUGCAAGCAGAUAAUCUCCUUAAAACCACAAAACAUCAAUUGCUUGAUCUGCAGAUGACUAUGUCAUUUGAAGGAAAACAAUUUAGAGUUGAAAAUAGAUUAUCUGAAUUGUCACUUUCCAGUGAUGACAACAUACAUCAUGGAGGAGAUCUGACCCCUGCUGUUGUUCAAGGAACUCAGUCAGACCCCAAGACACAUGUUCAGUCAGGCCCAUUGUCUUCCAGUAAACAGAAGAAACCGAAAGAAUUUCAUCCAAAAGAGUUUAUAAAUAAGAAAAGCAUUCCAGUACAGAAUAAGACAAGAAAGAUGCCCAGGAGCUUUACAGAACAGCCACAUAUUACUAAUAACCAUCCAAGCAACAGUGAUAUCCUGAAUGAAAUGCAUAGAACACAAGCCAGUCUGCAGGGGGGUCUGAGUACAGCAAAAGGGGUAUCUGCUCAUUUGGAGGUUAUGGCAGGAAGAGAAGGCAAAAAAAUACAGUUCCAUAAAUCAGGAAUAGAAUCUGGGAAACCCAAUAAAUUGAAGUUCAAAAGAAGACAGGGUGAAUCUCUGGAACAAAUUGAUAAUGGCAUACAUUUAACUUCACACACACCCAGUAUUCAGGUACCUGGAGGUGUGUCACAGAGUUUGGCAAAUGACCAAAUUGUUGACAUAACAAAUGAUGCAAGCAUUCCUAAGUUCUCUCUGAGCUCUGAGCAUUCUUAUGUAGGAACUUCAGAUGUACAUGUAUGCACAAAUCAGUUGUCCAAGUCUCUGUUGCAGAAUAUCCAUUCACAGACAGCUGUGGAAUCACAAGUGAAGAGAAGGCAAAGGAAACUGGUAUCUGAACACUCAGCUACUUUUAGAAAUACUGACACAAAAGUAUUGAAACCUUCUUACCAUAAUGAAAAUAUUUCUAGCCAUCAUACAAAUGUAUGCAAUUGUGAUGUAAGUAAGGUGCCUACAAACCUUUGUAAUUCAGCAGUCAUAAACUUGAAAGAUUCGUUUCCUUCAGAGGAGAACGUAAGAAAUGGAGACCCACAACUGGGUACGAGGUUAGUAGUUCAAGCAUUGCCUAGUUUAACAAUCAAGCGAAAUCUGUCAAUUCAGAAAGCUCCUAGUGUUUUGAUUCCACCCCCUGAUGCCCAGCCAUAUGUGCCACCACGACAGAACGUUGGAUUAUGUGAAAUAUCACACAGUAACAUACUGCUGGACUUAUGUGACCGUACCUCAGAGUUAUGUGAUCAUAAGAAAAGAGCUGAUAAGAAAGGUUUAAAAGCUGAACGCAGAAAACUGGAAGAAACUAGAAAAAACACUCAUCAGAGACAUGGAAUGUACAAAGGUUCACGUGCUUCAUCUGAAUUAGACAAGAGGGAUAGAGUGUCAAAAGAGCGUAUUCAUAAGAACUUAGAGUUCCAAGCAGUUCAAGCAGUGAGUUCAAGAAGUGGGAAAUGUAAUGAAUGUGAAGGCUAUUUCCUCACAGAUGAAAUGAAAUGUGGACAUUGUGUCACAUGCUAUAGUAAAUGUCAUAAUAUCUUGAAGAAGUUGCCAACAGAAAAUGAAUCUCACAAAACAAAACCUCCUAGGUGUUCGAGUGGAAGCCUGGUGGAGCCAGCAUCUACAGAACAGUAUCAAUUUCUGUGCAAGAGAUGUGGAAAUAAUUUUCCAUUAAGUGAUUUAUUUUAUGGAGUAUGUGGCAAAUGCUGUAAUAUUCCAUCCUCAGUUCAUGAUGCAAAUCAGCUGAUGCAUGGUUCAACAUCUGAUGCAGUAAAAGCCGCAGCUCAUCUGACACCGUGCAGUUCCUGUUUCAAGCAUUUCCCACAGUCUGAAUUGUUUUAUGGCCAUUGCAUUCAUUGUCAAAUUGUGAAAAAAGAAAUGCGCUUAUUGCAGUGUAAAGUAUGUCUGAAUAGUGUUAUAAGCACUGAAUAUAGUAAUGGAACUUGUAAUCAAUGUUGUGACAAGAUUAAAUCCGACACACAGAAAGAUAAGUUAUGUGUACUUGUACAUCCAUCUCAUCAAGGGCCUGCAAAGGAUAGAAUCUUAAAUACAGUACUUGAUGGAAUGCCAAUAUUUUUUGAUAUCAGCAAGGCACAAUGCCUAAAUGAAAAUCUUUCUACUGGAGAAAAUACAUCAGUUCAAAAUAAGAAAGAAAACUGUCCUUUGCCUGGAGCAAAUAAGAAGAGAGAGAGUUGCACUGUCCUAGGAACCACAGUAAAAUCAACAGAUUUUGUUGCAGAUGACACAACCAGAAAGAAUAGAGGGAUAAAUUCCAAAGUACAUUUUGAAAUAGAAGAAUAUUUAAAUGAUAAUGAAAACAAGUCAAUUAAAGAACCUUUAGGUGUACCAAAACAAACUGAGAGAAAGGCAAUCAAAUUGCAAGAGACUCCAUCAGAGGAACUGGAAUCCAGGGACUAUCAUAAAUCCUGUGCCAUGAUAAGAACAGCUGAUAAGCACCGAACAACAUUAUAUUCUGGGGCAAAAGAUGGAGAACAUUUAUCUUUUCAUACACAAAAUAGUGACAAAGAAGAUACUUCCAGUGAUAGUAAUGGGUGUAGUCACAUGAAAGAGCAAGCAGCAUAUGACAGUGUUAGCAAUGAUGAUGGAGGUAAUGCUACUAAUGAUAGUAGUGGUUAUGAACAGGAUACAGAGAGUGGCAACAAAAGUGCUGACACAGAAGUUGAAGUUUCUGAAGAUAUUGGAGGAUAUUCAAGAACAUACCCAUCUGCUUUUAAAUUAAAUGAAACACAGAACCAUAUACUUAAGGUAGCUGCAGUUGAGGCAGCAGCUGAAAAUUUGGUAAAAGAAAACCCAAAGUGGGUUCAGACAGAAUAUGGAUCACACUUACAAAUUAUUAACACUGUGCUGCAUCAUCAGUUAGGUAAAAAUAAUAGAGAUGAGAGUGGGAGUGAUUCAAAUGAUCUGUCACGACCUCUCUCCAAGAUACUUGAACCAGGAGAUGAAACAGAUGAAUCAUCAAGUAGGGUUUAUAGUGAUAAUUAUGAUGAUAUAUCUGAAUCGAUAUCUGAUAAAAAUGUAAGAGUCAAGAUUGGUAGCAGAGAUGAGAGCCUUGACCAUGGUAGCAUUUUCAAAAAUGCACCUUCUAAAACUAGACAACAUCAUAAAUACCUAUUUGAUUAUCAUUCUGAGAAUCUUCAGGCAGCAGACAAGUCUAAGUCCAGCACUUCUAAAUCCAAGCAACAUGCUACAACCAUAAGGAAAGUCACUUGUACCCAUUGUAAUUGGCAGCAUGGAACAGAAUCUCGUUUUGACACAGGAGUUGUUGAUGACAGCACAAGACACAGUACUCGCGAAUAUCCCCGACAUUGCUUGGACGGUAAUUAUAUUAGGGGAAAACCUCCUCAGACUCAGAAAGUUGCAAAUGUUAACAAACAGAAGCAGUCUCAAGGAGCAACUGCUGUCUCUGAGAAGUCUUCUGGAUGCAAGAUGAAUUCUAAGGAUAAUAAUGAUGAGGAGAAACAUUAUGAAGUGAUUGUGACCAAAAUGGAAGAUGAACUUCUUAAAGACUUGCUUGAACAAGUUGGAGAGGAAGCUGACAAGAAUAUGAGUCCAGUGCCUUUUGUGCCAUCAACAGCUGAACCCAAGGUAGGAGAAACAUCAUUGGCAGAUAACAUAAGUGUGAAUGAAGAUGAUUAUGUUUAUGAGGAUGACUGGGAGGAGGAACCAGAGAAAAAGGAUUCUGAAGAGGAGAGAAAAGGGAUGGAUGAUGAGUCACAAUCAAGUAAAAAAAUUCCAAAUGUAUCAGGAACAGAUUCAGAAGACAUAGCAAGGUCUGCUGAUGAAGCUGCCUUGUCUCUGCAGCCACCAGAGCUACUGCUGGAGCAGCCAUGCCAUUCUCCCUGUACAAAUAUCACAGAUCCAACUGAAACAAGUGAAAAGACUACACCACAUAGGGCUAUGUCUCAGACACCUACUGUCUGUCCUGUGAAGGCUUCUAACAAGGAACAUUACCAGAAAUUUUUGUACAUUGAUCAUGAAAUUUCAUCUCUUAAUAUUCUACCUUUUAAAUCUGUGGAUAAAGGAUCAUCACCCAUUGACAUUCUAACUGAGAAUCCUAUGGGAAGAGGGACAUCUUCUAAUGAUUCUGUGGAACAUAUACACAAAUCAUCAUCAUCAUCUAUUAGCGUUCCAGAAAAAACAUGUGUAGACGGAGAUUCAUCUCCUGUUAAUGUUCCAUCCACCAUUACUAUUCCAAGUGAGAAAUCCCUAAAUAAAAGUACUUCACCUGUAAUUUUUCUGUCUCCAAUGUCUGCAGUACCUCCACAUAAAGCUAACUGCACCGAUACCAAUAUAUGUGGUGUCCAAGUUGCAAACAAAUUGAAUGGAACAGCUCUGCACAAGACAGAGGUUGCUAGAAGUAUCACUAACAUGCAGUCCAUGGGACAGCAAACAACAUUACCUGAACAAACCGGAACAAUAGAUGGUGUGUCCAAAAUACAUCCUGAAAGGCAACAUUCUGCGGAAAAUAAAGUUGAACCACUGGACACUGUGCUUCCAGCAAACGGCAUUAAAAGGACAGACACUGAAACUCAAACAGACACUGUUGCAGAACUCACAGGACUCCACAGUGAAAAGAAAGAGAAAAUAAAGGAAAAUAAACAUAGAUUGCUAGCUUGUGGACAAAGUCAUUUGCAUGAUGAGCGUAAUUCUUCAUCACUUAUACAGCAAGAAAUGUUACCCAUCCAGCAGGAAGUAGUUCCUUACUCUUCAGCUUCCCCAAGUCCCCAUGCAAACAUUACAGAGAUGACUCAUAGAACUCCAUCUGUAUCCAGUGAGCAGGUAUCACCUUCAGAUGAUGAACAGCUGGUGUCCUAUAGAUCUUGCAGUGUGGAGGAGUUUUUUCCUGAGGAACACAGCUGCUCCUGUCAGACAGGAAGUCACAGUAUGGGUGAAGUAUGGAAGUGCCACUGCUUUGAGACACAUUGUCUCUGCAGUGAGGGAGAGAUAGUAGUGGAUGACACUCUACGUAGAGGUCAGCAUGUAAGCAGGAAACAACAUACAAGCAGAACACUGAUUGUUAACGGCAUCAUAAUUCAUUCAAAUGUGCCUAUUCAAGAUGUUUUUGAUGCUUCAGAGGGAACAAACAGCUCUUUGCCCAGUGCCGGUGCAGCAGCAAUGGAUGCUGCAGUGCAGCACCCAAGGAAGAGUCAAGGUCCAUGUGAUCAGUCAUGUGUGGAAUGCAACAGUCGCAGUGAAGGAGAGCUGAGUGAAGGACAAGUUAUAAUAUGGCAGCAGUAACGAUGUUCAUAAGACAAUGAUAGCAGACAGCUAUACUGCAAAGUAUUGUGCACAGCAGAAAUGACAGAAUCACAGAAAAUUUUGGAAUUAAAAAUAUAGCAAAUGGGAAAUAUGUUUUUGAAUUUGUAUGUCACUCUUUUGUGAUCUGAAUUCCCUUGAUAAUUUCAACCAUUUGAAAGGUCUAUGGUCCAUUGUUGCUAUACACUAACCUUUCUGGGUACAGACACCGAAGUAAGAGUCAGUAGGUAUCUUCUGCAAGAUAUUCUAAGAUGUAAAGAGAGCAUUUCCUGCUUUCUGUUGAUUUGAAAUAAAUGAAAGUGGUGAUGAAUGGAAAGUGAGUGAAGGACAGUAUCAUCGUUUGAGAGGAUCGGUUUCAUUUUACUAAUAUUUUAAAGGCUUGUUCUGACUCUCAGAAAGACAACUGGAGCUCCACUAAAAUCGGUAUAUAAAAGGUGUUGAGGAAAUUCAGAUAAUUUAUUCAGUGAAUGAUAUAAAACCCAUAGAUGCAUUUUGUGUUUAAAGUAAUAAGUUUUUUGGUCAAAGAGAAAUAAUCCACAUGACAAGAAGAUCUGUAAAGGUUUUGCAUAUAAAGAAAAGAUCAGCUAUGCAGUAUUUAGUGGAAUUAUUCUUAAAUCUCCUUUGGUCCAAAUUCUUCCUGGGUAUUAUAAUCUCAGUGUGUGAAAAUGUUAAGAGUGUAUCAUCCUGUACUUCUGGUUUCAAGUUUUCAGCAUUCUUCACGUAUUUCUGAACUUCAGAAACAAUCUUUAUAAACUUUUGUGCCUUAACAGUGAUGUUAUUUUCUCAGGAAUAUGUAAAUAUUCAUAUCAUGUUACAUGUUUAAUAAAGACUCCAUGUUAUCCAACUGAAAA